Molecule: messenger RNA, 801 nt
Organism: Eremothecium gossypii ATCC 10895
Lineage: Eukaryota; Fungi; Ascomycota; Saccharomycetes; Saccharomycetales; Saccharomycetaceae
Gene: SLD5
Product: DNA replication protein SLD5
Exons: 1
Coding region: 1-801 (266 amino acids)
Biological process (GO): DNA-templated DNA replication; double-strand break repair via break-induced replication
Cellular component (GO): GINS complex
Source: RefSeq, marked provisional
AUGGACAUCAACAUCGAUGAUAUUCUAGCGGACCUGGACCGGGAUACUACAGCUGUUGGCAGUACGCCCGCGCCCGCGGGCGACGACACGACUCGUCUGGACGACAGCGCGGCGACCGUCGCCGCAGACUACUCUACGUUGGUGACACACUGGUGCAAUGAGCGCGUCGCGCCAGAACUACUGCCGUACCCCCACACCCUGAUGGCCCGCGUGCUGGCCCGCCUUGCCGCGCAGAUCGAGCACCUUGAGACGCUUUCGACAGGCGUGCUGGAGCAGACGCUCGACCGCUCGGCCAAGCUCCCGCUCCUGUGCAUGGAGGCUGAGUUGGAGCGCCUGAAGUUCGUGGUCCGCAGCCUGUUGCGCUGCCGCCUGGGCAAGAUCGACCGCUUCGGCCUCUACCUCCGCCAGCUCGACGCGCGCAGCCCGGGAGCGCUCCAGACGCUGCUCUCGGCGCAGGAGCGCGUUUACUACGAGCGGCACUCCGCCAUUCUGCUCAAGCUGUUCAACAAUGCGAUCCUGCGCCACAUGCCGGCGGAAAUGCAGGCCGUCGACGACACCGAAGGCUCCGUCAGCAUGAUCGACGAGCCCGAGUGGGCCCGCUUUGUCUUUCUCUAUGUGCGCGAGCCCGCGCCGGACGCCCCGGACCCGCUGCUGGCUGUUGACGACCACGGCCAGCCGUGCUACUCCGUCAACAUCCCCGAGCUGGGCGAGGUCGUGGACCUGGCCGUCGGCGGCAUCUAUAUCAUGCGCUACAACGUCAUAAAGGACCUCCUGAUGGACGGCAAGGUCGUCCUCAUUUGA